AUGCAUCUCAAACACCUCUCCAUCCUGGCGGCGCCAUGCAUCGCCGCUGCCUCGUCGAUCCUCUUCUCGGGCGGCACCAUCGUGGCCUUUGACCGCACCUCGGAGAGCCUGAAGGUGAUCCGCAACGGCUCAGUGCUGGUGACGGACGACCGCAUCACCAACAUCGUGGCCGGCGCGCCGACCUUCAAGCUGCGCAACGACACCGAGGUGGUCGACAUCUCGGGCAAGAUCAUCACGCCCGGCUUCGUCGACACGCACAAGCACGGCUGGCAGACGGCCUUCAAGACGCUCGCCAGCAACACGUCGCUGCUCGAGUACUUCUACCGCUACGGCGAGUUCGCGGUCGCGGGGCUGCUGACGGCCGACGACGUGUACGUCGGCCAGCUGGCGGGCAUCUACGAGGCCCUCAACGGCGGCGUCACCACCAUCCUCGACCACGCGCACCACACGUGGUCCAACGCGACCGCCGAGGCCGGCCUGCGGGCGUCCAUCGACUCGGGCGCGCGCGUCUUCUGGGCCUACGCGUUCCACAACAUCCCCGCCGUCAACUAUCUCAUUCCCGAGCAGCUGGCCAACUUCGCCGAUAUCGCGCGCAACGCCUCCUUUGCCAACACGCCGACGUCGCUCGGAAUCGCCUACGACGCCUUCUCGGGCAACAAGAACACGGCCGAGGUGGCCGCCGUGGUGGCCCUCGCGCAGCAGUUCAACGCGUCCGUGCUGACGACACACUCGCUGCAAGGCCCGUGGGGCAACGACAACUCGCCCGAGGACCUGCAGGCCGCAGGGAUCCUCAACACUUCGAUCCCGGUCGUCUUCUCGCACGCGUCGUUCCUGACAGCGGCGGACGCGACGCUGCUGCGCUCGACCAACCAGUUCGUAUCCGUGACGCCCGAGUCCGAGAUGCACUACGGCCACGUGCACCCGCACAGCCACCUGGUGCUGGACCAGGCCGCGCUGGGCGUCGACACGCACUUCACGUAUUCCGGCGACAUCCUCACGCAGGCGCGCCUGUGGCUGCAGAGCGUGCGCCGCACCCUGUACAGCGAGGUGCUGGGCCGCUGGCAGGUGCCGCCGAACAACCCGAUGAGCGCGGCGCAGGCGUUCCUGCUGGCGACACGUCACGGCGGGCUGGCGCUGCGGCGCGACGAUAUUGGCGUUAUUGCCAAGGGCGCGAAAGCGGACCUCGUCGUGUGGGACGGCAAGACGUCGCCGGCGCUGCUGGGGUGGAACGACCCGGUGGCGGCGGUUAUUCUGCACGCGAGCGUGGGCGACAUCGAGCACGUGCUGGUGGACGGGCGGUGGAAGAAGCGCGACGGCAAGAUCGUGGUGCCGGGGUAUGCCAAGGUGCAGCAGCGGUUCUUGGCGAGUGCGAGGCGCAUCCAGAACGAGCUGAUCGCCGCCGACACCGGGUUUUUUGUGGGCGAGGCGCUGACCGUCGACACGCUGAGGCCUUACGACAACGUGACGGGCUAUGGUGAGCUGUUUCUGGACAAGUUUUGA
Molecule: messenger RNA, 1500 nt
Organism: Lasiosphaeria miniovina
Lineage: Eukaryota; Fungi; Ascomycota; Sordariomycetes; Sordariales; Lasiosphaeriaceae
Product: amidohydrolase family protein
Exons: 2
Coding region: 1-1500 (499 amino acids)
Cellular component (GO): cytosol
Molecular function (GO): deaminase activity
Source: RefSeq, a predicted model, not a curated record